Molecule: messenger RNA, 1676 nt
Organism: Pollicipes pollicipes
Lineage: Eukaryota; Metazoa; Arthropoda; Thecostraca; Pollicipedomorpha; Pollicipedidae
Exons: 4
Coding region: 192-455 (87 amino acids)
Molecular function (GO): protein binding
Source: RefSeq, a predicted model, not a curated record
UGCGUCCGCCCACGCCGCCGCCGCGCGCCGACCCGAAUGCGUUCGGAGCGGACGCGCCACAGGCGACAGCGCUGUACGACUUCCAGUCUGGUGUGCCGGGCGAUCUCAACUUCCAGGCGGACGAGGUGGUGUACCUGGAGGGGCGCGAGAAUGCCGAGUGGCUGCGCGGCCGCUGCGGCCGCCGCCAGGGCAUGUUCCCGGCGGCGUAUGUGCGGGUGACAGUGCCGCUGGCGGACGAGGAGCCGCCGGCCGCGCGCGCCGACGGCUGGCCGGCCACCGCCCUCUACGACUUCGCGCCGCAGGAACCCGACGACCUGGCGUUGACGGCGGGCGAGCAGGUGCUGGUGCAGGGCCGGCUGAACGACGAGUGGGGCUGUGGGUCGGCCGGCGGCCGCAGGGGCCAGUUCCCGCUGGUCUUCGUGGACGUGGACCCAGGCUGCCUGCCCGUCUUAUGAGCGGCGAGCGGCCCUGCGGCUCUGCGGCUCUGCGCAGGCUGCGGGCGCCACACCAAGGGCCGGCCGGGCCAGGCGUCGGAGCGAGCGGUUCGCGCUUGGUGUCGCCGACUGUGUGGGAAGCUCGCCGCUGUCCCGCCGGCCAGCCAUGCUGAUGGACGUCGCUGCGCGGGAUGUUGUUGGCCUGAAGUUUGUUUAUUUAUUAUCAAAGUCUGCCGGUCACAGGGUGGCCUUACAUGUGCCUUCAGGUGCAUAUCAUGCGUGCUAGAGCAAUCAGCUAGGCAUUAAUGCUGUGAGAAAUGACUGUGCCUGCGUUGGAUUUGGUCCUGGACGACAGGCGGCGUAUUUCUCACCGGGAUGUUGGGUCCAGUUUCUGCUUGUGAUCCGAUCCGCCUGCUGUGCCGGCGAAGAGCGUUGUCCUAAUGUAGAAUCGCCUUACAAAGCAACGUAAUCAGACGUUCAGGUGCAUACUAAGGCUGAUAAUUACGAGGACCAAGUAACCAGGCCGCGGGCAUUGGCUCCCUUUCGGGGACUUGUUUAACUCCCCGCGUAGUGGACUGCCGGCUAUUUCAAAAUGUCUUGAAACGGCGUUUCGUUAGACGUUACGUUAGAUUGCGACGGAUUGCGUUAGGAUCGUGGGUCGCCUGGCCACACGUGAGACUAAGCGCUGAGCAGCCCACGUCUGUCCAGCGCCGCUAAACUCUGGCAGCAGGGGCCAGUCUGGUCUUCAGCGGCAUACCCGAGCGUCGGGCCGCUGCUGGGGCCCGUGCCGGUCUCGUAGCGGUCAGCGCGCGUGCCGGAGCGCCAGGAGAGUACCGAUUAUAUGACGUAGCGUCGGGAGACAACGACGGACCCAGGCAAUCGGCGCGAGGUGGAACAGGGGUCCGAGUGAGUGCUGGGGAGCAGCUGGAGGCGUGGCGCCCUCUCAGCCGCGAGCGCCGACGUGAGAGCCUUGCGGAAUGCGCGCCGUCGCCCAGCUGGGGCCCGCUGCCGCGCUGCCGUAGGCAGCGUCCGUGCCUCCGUGACCCGUGCGGCCGUUGGUUUAGCCUGAGGUGGUCGCUGGAGCUCGGAGGUUCUUGGCCCGUCUAACAUGAGUUGUGAUACGUGUUGUGCCUGAGAGUGCGCCUGUCCUGUCCCGUACUAAACGUGCCUUUACUCUCAUGCUCAGCGUGCGGUUACUUGUGCUGUCACUAGUCGUGAAUAAAUGUGGUUUCCGCCUGUGAA